UGUUGUGCGUAUGUCUCGUCUCGUAAAUCGCGGAUCACAAGCUCUUUGUUGGGAAUCGCGCCAAUGUGAGAGUGAAAGUCUCAGAAUAAGAAGCUUUACCUCACAAUUGAAACAUAAUUAACUAUACUCGUAUAUAAUUAACCGGUAACUACAAUUUCCUGCUUGGAGUGGGAGAGAGAGAUCGAUUCACACAAAAAAUCAAAUAACAAUGACGGCCAAUGCUGAUUUGAAUACCAGUGCAUCUAAUGAGGAUAAUGCACAGACAACAACAACAACGACGACGUCAACAACAACAACACCAACAACAGCGAUUACAAUUCCAGUGCCCACAGUGCCCAGCGAUGUUAAUAUAUCGCCAAUGCCAAAUGGGAAUCACAAGAGCACAAUUGUGAUUGAUAGUCAGCCAAAGCGACGCGUCAGCAUUAUCUCCGAUCCGCCAGUGAUCGGCGUCAAUGGCGCCUACGACAAUCCCGGCUACGAGCAAAAUCCUAAACGCAAAAUAUCACAGACCUCAACACAUUCGCACACCGACAUAGGACCGGCGCGAAGGAAGAGCAUAUUGAAGGAUCCUGUUAUCCAUGACAAUGAAAGCGAUCGUGCGUCUACAAACAGCUAUGACUACAGGCAGAAUGCGCUGGACGUGCUCAAUGCCAAGUACAAUAGUCAACAACAAUCGCAGGGCGGCAGCGGCGGCGGCAACAACUAUGUGGAGGAGUCAUGGAUCUACACAUUCUGUUUAAAGUGUCGCGGGGAGGAGCCUUCAUCGUCGUGGGAGCCACCAUUUUGGCAAAAAUGCUUUCCAUAUCCCCUCUGUCCCACGUUCCGCACAUUCUCACGUCUGGUAGUUCUCAUAUUGAUUGGGGUUCUGAUCUGGGUCACUGCCUAUGUCAUCAUUGGGAAGUCGGCUGCCCCUGGAGGGCAGCUCUUUGGCUUGGUCGUACUGACAGUGGCUGCGAAUUUUGGCGGCUAUUUGGUAUCGUUGGCGACGCUGCCGCGUUUGCUGGGCAUGCUGCUCACAGGCAUACUCUUUCAGAACCUGGGCUGGGUUGAUCUGGAUGGAGAAUUUUCGACGGUUACAGCGCAUUUGCGGAAAUUCGCUCUAACCAUCAUCUUGACUCGAGCUGGCCUCGAAAUGGAACCCGCUGCCUUUAAGAAGGUAUACAAAACUAUACUUAAGCUGGGCCUGGUGCCCUGGUUGAUAGAGGGACUGGCUAUGGCAGUUUUGUCACACUUUCUGCUCGACUUGCCCUGGAUGUGGGGCUUACUGCUGGGCGCUAUUAUUGCCGCUGUCUCUCCGGCCGUCGUGGUGCCCUGUCUGUUUCGGUUGCGAACCAAGGGCUAUGGCGUCGCCAAAGGCAUUCCCACGCUGGUUGUGGCCGUUGCCGGUGUCGAUGAUUCGGUAUCAGUGGCCUUGUUCGGCAUCAUCAGCACUGUUAUGUUCUCGGACAAGGGUCUGGGCUAUCAGAUUGCACAGGCACCGGUCUGCAUUAUUGGCGGAUUGGGCUUCGGUGUGCUCUGGGGCUGUAUGGCCCGCAUAUUCCCGGAAAAGGGCGAUGCCUAUGUGGUGCCAUUGCGAACGCUGCUGCUCUUCACCGGCAACUUGAUGGCCAUCUAUGGUAGCGAGACACUGGGCUUUGAAGGCGCCGGUCCGUUGGCCGUCGUCUUCUCCUCGUUCGUUUCAAAUCUAUUCUGGUGCAAAGAUGGCUGGGAUGUGGAAGAUAAUCCCGUUUCGACGGGCUUCGAAAUAUUCUGGAUGAUAUUCGAGCCCAUUCUGUUUGGACUGACGGGCGCCACGGUGAAAAUUAAUGAGCUGGACUCACACACGGUUUCCCUUGGAGCCGCCUGCAUUUAUGCAAGCGCAUUGCUUCGCAUCUUCACCACAGUGGGCAUCGCCUUUGGUGAUCAUCUCAACUUGAAGGAGAAGUUCUUUGUCUCCUUGUCGUGGAUGGCCAAGGCUACGGUGCAAGCUGCUCUGGGGCCCGUGGCUCUGAAGCACAUGGGAGCUAAUUCAACGGAUGAGGAGCGCAGUUGGGCCACCACCGUGCAAACGAUUUGUGUGCUCAGUAUAGUUCUGACCGCGCCACUCGGCGCCAUCCUCAUCUCCAUAACCGGUCCGAAGUUGCUGACAAAGACAAAGCAGCCGCAGAUUCUUGAAGGUUGGCGUCGCAGUCAUCGUCCGUCCAUACGCGACAUUAGUAUCAUCGAUGAGGAGGAGGAGCGCGAGGAUCCCGAGUUGCCAGCUGACAAGGAAACUCAGGAUAAUACUCAGAGCAAUGCGCAUAUACCGAACAUUUCCUAUACCUAUAACAAGUAAUCGACUAAAAACACGAGUCGUGCAGCAUUUUCGCUGUUGUUGAUUUAAAUUCGAAAUAAAUUAGUCAAUUUUUAAUAUUCGAA
Messenger RNA from Scaptodrosophila lebanonensis, 2397 nucleotides. It is a transcript of the gene Nha1, whose product is annotated as sodium/hydrogen exchanger 9B2. Bases 209 to 2314 code for a protein of 701 amino acids. The record is from RefSeq and is a predicted model, not a curated record. The transcript has 7 exons. NCBI's taxonomy places the organism in Eukaryota, Metazoa, Arthropoda, Insecta, Diptera, Drosophilidae. Gene Ontology annotation, molecular function: antiporter activity. Gene Ontology annotation, cellular component: membrane. Gene Ontology annotation, biological process: proton transmembrane transport.